Messenger RNA from Saccostrea cuccullata (small rock oyster), 1039 nucleotides. Its product is annotated as multiple epidermal growth factor-like domains protein 10. The record is from RefSeq and is a predicted model, not a curated record. Gene Ontology annotation, molecular function: scavenger receptor activity. The annotation marks the transcript as partial. The transcript has 8 exons. Lineage: Eukaryota; Metazoa; Mollusca; Bivalvia; Ostreida; Ostreidae.
AUGGAGGGAGAUAAAUGUGAUCAAGUGUGUGAAAUUGGAUAUUUUGGACUGAAUUGUAAGUCGCCAUGUAGCAUCACUAACUGUAAAGACAGUACAUCAUGUGACCAUGUGACCGGAGGAUGUCAAAUAGGCUGUGUUGAGGGUUGGGUCGGGACGACCUGUAGUGGGAAAAGGCUUUGUGAUCCUUCAAGAGGUCAAUGUCAUGGCUGUGUUGAUGGCAGAUCCGGACUCUUUUGCGAAACAGAAGUUGUAGAAAAUAAUCCCUUAACAGAAACUACUUCACUUGUGAUAGCAGUCGUCAUUUUAUCCUUGUUUAUAAUCCUAAUGGUCGUGGUUUUUCUUGCCUGCGUCCUGAAGAGGAAAUGCCAAUCCUCCCAUUCUACUAAUGCAGGACAAGAUUACGAAACCACCCUUAGUGCAAAAGACAAAAACCUCGCCUUUAAUAAAACUGUGAGAGUCAGUAAGAGAUACAACAAUGACUACUUUGCACCAAGUAAGGUUGUGGACGGAAACUGGAGUAUUUCUCUGCUGCAAUGCGCACUGACAGCUUCCGGCCAGAAGGAGGCGUGGCUAACGAUAGAUCUCGGAGAGAGAAAAAAUGUUGCAUCAAUAACAAUGAUUCAUGGGACUUUGGGUUUCGGUUCUUCCUCAAUAUCAUCUUCUGUCUCUGGUCUCAAGCUGAUGCUGAUGGAGACGGGCCAGUCUAUACUAGCAAACCGAGGAGAAGAAUUUGUAAAGUAUAGCUUUGAUGAAACAGUGCCAGGUCGAUGUGACUUGGGAUUUUAUGGUGUUAACUGUACUCAGUGUCCAAGAAACUGCUUUAAUAACUCAUGCCACUUUAAAACAGGAGAAUGUGUUAAUUGUAUAGCUGGAUACAUUGGGGCAAGCUGUGAAACAGUGUGUGAAAAUGGUUACUUUGGUCUGAAUUGUGAGUUGUCAUGCAACAUUCCUAACUGUAGAAACAGUACAUCGUGUGACGUCAUCACAGGGGAGUGUCUUGAAGGUUGUAUUGAGGGUUUGGCCGGAAAAACUUGUACUG